GAGAAGGAAACAGCCGAAAUAGUUAAAUUAACAUCCAGGGAAAAGAGAUUUAUUCGAUUUGCUUCCGUCGAAUACGAUGGACAACUGUAUAUGACCCCACAGGACUUUCUCGAAUCUGUGGUGGAAGCUGAACCCAGACCACGAUUAAAGAGAAAAAUUCUAUCUCAGAAACACAUUGAAAAAAUCAAGGAAUGUACUCCGCCUUUGAAUGAAGGAAGUCCUCGUUUGUUUCGUGAUUUGAGAGAUAAAGGUAUAAUUUCGUACACAGAAUAUUUAUUCCUGCUAUCAAUUUUAACAAAACCCCAGUCAGGCUUCCACAUUGCAUUCAACAUGUUUGACACUGAUGGCAAUCAAAGAGUGGACAAAAAUGAAUUUCUGGUGAUCGAAAAACUUUUAGCUGGUAAAAAGUUUGAGGAUUCCGAACCUAUGGAAAAAAUAUUUAGCACCGCAUGGAAAGGAAAAAGAGGAUUAAUAACCGAAACGGAAUCAACGGAAAUUAUUCCAAUACCAGAACAGUAUGUGAAUGAUGAGUAAGGCCUGCAAAGGAAACAUGUAGUCGACACAACUCUUCUCGUUCACUUUUUUGGCCUAAAGGGAAAUGCGGAUUUAAACUUCGACAGUUUCAAAAAGUUCAUGCUGCACUUACAAACUGAAGUUUUGGAAUUGGAGUUCAGUGAGUUUGCCAGAGGAUUGCCCACCAUAUCGGAACUAGAUUUUGCAAAAAUUUUAUUAAGAUAUACCUACUUAGAUACUGACGAAUAUGACAUGUAUCUGGACAGAUUAUUAGACCGGAUAAAAGAUUCACAGGGAAUUACUUUCGAAGAAUUUAAUGUCUUCUGUCAGUUCCUAAACAAUCUGGAGGAUUUCAGUAUUGCAAUGCGCAUGUAUACCCUAGCCGAUCACCCUAUUUCUAAAGAUGAGUUUCAUCGAGCUGUUAAAAUUUGCACUGGAACAAGUCUGACGCCUCAUUUGGUCCAUACUGUCUUUGCCAUAUUCGACGCAGAUGGCGAUGGUCUCCUGAGUUACCGUGAAUUUAUUGCCAUUAUGAAGGAUCGAUUGCAUCGAGGAUUUAGGUCGUAUGCAAAGAACGAAGGGUGGCAAGCCUUUAAAACUUGUGUGAAACAAGAAAUGAAAACCACAUGAAUGGAAUAAUUUAUGUUAAGUAGUAAAUUAAAGUAACGUCAAGGCAGUAAUAAUAAUCAAGCGGAGUCAUAUUCACAACUUUCUAUGCAACGAUAGAAAGUGUCUAUUUAGCAAGAUAUGUUGUUUCUAUUGUUACAGUUAUUAAUAAACAUAUAAAUGUU
Messenger RNA from Dendroctonus ponderosae (mountain pine beetle), 1304 nucleotides. It is a transcript of the gene MICU3, whose product is annotated as calcium uptake protein 3, mitochondrial. Gene Ontology annotation, biological process: mitochondrial calcium ion homeostasis; calcium import into the mitochondrion. Gene Ontology annotation, molecular function: calcium ion binding. NCBI's taxonomy places the organism in Eukaryota, Metazoa, Arthropoda, Insecta, Coleoptera, Curculionidae. Gene Ontology annotation, cellular component: uniplex complex. The record is from RefSeq and is a predicted model, not a curated record.